GUUUAAAAUAAUAUUUUUUCAAGAUAACAUUUUAUUUUGGGGAUAAAUCUACAUGAAAAAGUGCAAUUAUUGGAGAAUGCAGUGUUGCAAAUAGAGUUAGUUGGCAGGGACUCCAAGGUUGUUGCAGCACUAACCCUGUUUAACCAACAUCAUGCUCUGUUUAACAGAUACAGAGAUAAUGACCUAGUAUUAUAAUAUACUUAUGUAAAAUAAGAAUUUCGGAAAGUGUGAUUCAUUUCGAAGGUAGAUCACUCACUUUGUGAAUCAUUGCUAUGAAUCUGAAAAUUGAAAUAGAGAAAAGCUAAGUUCGUGUCUGCCUAAUGAGAUGGCAUUCUUUACUCAUUUAAUAGAAAGUGUUGUAUUACGUUUUGUUAGGUCUGUUGCUGGAUAUUUAUCAUCAUGAAGAAUGAUGUGGGAAGAUAAAUGAAGGGGUCUAGAAGUAAGUGUCAGUGGAAAUGAGAGCUACCAUCACUAAGGGCUGAAAACACAGUUAAAUCACUUUCAAAGUUAAAAGACUGUUAAGAACACAAGAUGGGGACUCCUGGUUCUGGGAGGAAAAGAACACCUGUGAAAGACCGAUUUUCUGCAGAAGAUGAAGCUUUGAGUAACAUUGCCAGAGAGGCAGAGGCAAGGCUGGCAGCAAAACGGGCUGCCCGGGCAGAAGCAAGAGAUAUACGCAUGAGAGAACUGGAACGGCAACAAAAAGAGCACUCUCAUCAUUCCUUUGAUCGGAAAUGGGGACAGAUUCAGAAGUGGCUGGAAGAUUCGGAAAGGGCCAGGUAUUCCCACCGGUCCAGUCACCAUCGUCCUUAUCUGGGAGUUGAGGAUGCAUUGUCCAUUCGAAGUCUUGGCAGUCACAGGUAUGAUAUGUUCAAGGAUAGAUCAUCAAGACUUUCAUCAUUAAAUCAUUCUUAUAGUCACUCUCAUGGAAUGAAGAAGAGGUCUUCUGGUUCUCAUAAAGACCCACUGAGUGGCCUCUACUUUGACCAGAGAAACUAUAGCAGUCUUAGACAUAGCAAACCCACCUCUGCCUACUACACUCGGCAGUCUUCUUCCCUGUACAGUGACCCUCUGGCAACAUAUAAGAGUGACAGGGCCUCUUCUACUGCAAAUUCUGGUCUGCUGAGAAGUGCCAGUCUGGCAUCAUUGUACAAUGGUGGAUUAUAUAACCCUUAUGGUUCUCGAACUCCAUCUGAAUGCAGUUAUUACUCAUCAAGAACAAGUUCAGCCCGAAGCAGUCCAGUGUUUACCAAUGAUGACACCGCAAGCAUUGUGUCUUCUGAUCGUGCCAGUCGUGGACAAAGGGAGAGUGUGGUUUCUGCCGCCGAUUAUUUCAGUCGCUCCAAUCGUAGGGGAAGUGUUGUCUCCGAGGUGGAUGACAUCAGUAUCCCAGAUUUGUCCAGCUUGGAUGAAAAAUCUGACAAACAGUAUGCUGAAAAUUAUACAAGACCUUCAUCUCGAAAUUCUGCCUCAGCAACAACCCCUCUAAGUGGAAACUCAUCCAGACGAGGAAGUGGGGACACCAGCAGCUUAAUAGAUCCAGACACCUCAUUAAGUGAAUUGCGGGAUAUCUAUGACCUUAAGGACCAGAUACAGGAUGUAGAAGGGAGAUACAUGCAGGGGCUUAAAGAACUAAAGGAAUCUUUGUCUGAAGUGGAAGAAAAAUACAAGAAAGCCAUGGUUUCCAAUGCACAGUUAGACAAUGAGAAGAACAAUUUGAUCUACCAAGUAGACACACUCAAGGAUGUUAUUGAAGAGCAGGAGGAACAGAUGGCAGAAUUUUAUAGAGAAAAUGAAGAAAAAUCAAAGGAGUUAGAAAGGCAGAAACAUAUGUGUAGUGUGCUGCAGCAUAAGAUGGAAGAACUUAAAGAAGGCCUUCGGCAAAGAGAUGAGCUUAUUGAGGAGAAGCAGCGCAUGCAGCAGAAAAUAGACACCAUGACAAAAGAGGUGUUUGACCUCCAGGAGACACUUCUUUGGAAAGAUAAAAAAAUUGGGGCCCUAGAGAAACAGAAAGAAUACAUUGCCUGCCUUAGGAAUGAGCGAGAUAUGCUCAGAGAGGAGCUGGCUGACCUGCAGGAGACAGUGAAGACGGGAGAGAAACAUGGCUUAGUUAUAAUCCCCGAUGGCACUCCCAAUGGUGAUGUCAGUCAUGAACCAGUGGCUGGAGCCAUCACUGUUGUGUCUCAGGAAGCUGCUCAGGUCUUGGAGUCAGCAGGAGAAGGGCCAUUAGAUGUAAGGCUACGAAAACUUGCUGGAGAGAAGGAAGAACUACUGUCACAGAUUAGAAAACUGAAGCUUCAAUUAGAGGAGGAACGACAGAAAUGCUCCAGGAAUGAUGGCACAGUGGGUGACCUGGCAGGACUGCAGAAUGGCUCAGACUUGCAGUUCAUCGAAAUGCAGAGAGAUGCCAAUAGACAAAUUAGCGAAUACAAAUUUAAGCUUUCAAAAGCAGAACAGGAUAUAACCACCUUGGAGCAAAGUAUUAGCCGGCUUGAGGGACAGGUUCUGAGAUAUAAAACUGCUGCUGAGAAUGCUGAGAAAGUUGAAGAUGAACUGAAAGCAGAAAAAAGGAAGCUACAACGAGAGUUACGAACAGCACUGGACAAGAUUGAGGAGAUGGAGAUGACCAACAGCCACCUGGCCAAGCGGCUGGAGAAGAUGAAGGCCAACAGGACAGCACUUUUGGCCCAGCAGUAGGAAAACCACCCUUCAACCUGGGUGAUGCUCCUUGGGGCCCUACCUAGAGGGACUGACUUUUGUCCAUUGACACAAACCCCUUUUAGUACUGUUUUGAGUUUUGUCAUUAAAACAGCCACCUUUGUAUUUUAUAAUUUAUGAGAGAAUGAAGCCAGUUUGAAUCUUCAUGAAUGAACACUUUGGAUUUUGUUGUAGUUUGAUUCUAGGCUAGAACCAGUCCAUGCUGUUUUUAUUUUUUAUCUCCGUAAUUGUAGAAUCAUGUUUACUCAACAUUUUUCCCCAGCUGCCUCAGUAACUGGGCACUCGGAGGCCUUGGCACGGGUUCUGGAGGACAGACAGCAAUUCUAUGAGUGCUCACUGAGAUACUUGCUGGAGACCUCAGAAAACACAAGUGCCUUCUCCACGGUGCAAUUCAGACUUCAGUGAUCUCCAGUGGUCAAAAGACAUUUACCCUUAAUAUCAGACGACAUUUGUAUUUUAGUGAAGAAACAAGUUCUUGGGUGGGGAAUCUAUGUUUCACUCAAAUUUAUAUGUUUGGAGGAAAAAAGCCUUUUUUUUGUAAAAUAUUUAAAUUUAUAUAAGAAAAUGUUAGAAAAAAAUAUGGGGGAGUGUAUAUAAAACUCGCUUUAUUGCAUGGGGCAGGGGAAGUCCAGGCCUAAUACUCUUAAAGUUUAAGAGUUGGGUCCUUUUUUCUUCAAUACAACUGUGCUGUACCUUGUAAAGUAUUUUAUCUGCUGCUUAUUUGUGGAAUGAAACCUCAAACAAACCCAAAAGGGGAGGGUAGGGCAGGGUGGGCAGAUCGGAAAUCUGCCUGCAGAUUCUAUUAAAUACACCCUUUUGCCAACCACAA
Molecule: messenger RNA, 3547 nt
Organism: Mandrillus leucophaeus (drill)
Lineage: Eukaryota; Metazoa; Chordata; Mammalia; Primates; Cercopithecidae
Gene: LRRFIP2
Product: leucine rich repeat (in FLII) interacting protein 2
Exons: 29
Coding region: 532-2697 (721 amino acids)
Biological process (GO): regulation of DNA-templated transcription
Source: RefSeq, a predicted model, not a curated record